CUUGGCUCUAGCAUCAUCACCACACAUGCAUUUUGAGGCACUCAACUUGGCUACCUCCCCACGCACCCCUUCAACAUUGCGGAACAUUCCUACUCGAAUUGACGUGCUCUAAUUGGCAUCCCGUCUCCAAAUUAAAUUUCACGAGCAAAAACGUCGAAAAGAUGGCGGCCGGAAUCAACCAAGACGGAUUCGACCGCCGCAUGGCCGUGGUCAAACGACUUCUCCAAAGUCUCAACCUUCAAGCCGUCAACCUAUCCACAAUAGCAUACGACACUCAGUACGCAUACCCAUUCAACAGUUUUCUCUACAGAGUAGAACUAGCCAUCCCGGCAUCAUCUUCCGUGUUCCCAGGCACGCAGCCCGGCACAACGCCAGCACCCCCCGGGGGCGUGUCCACCCUGGUCGUCAAGCUCAGCAACCUCGCAGCGGAAGGCAUCAACAACGCCAACCGCGUGCAAAACGACGUGGCGGCGCAGCACAUCGUUCGUCAGUCCAUGGCGCGGGCCGGGCUCGCGCCGCUCGUCCCGGCCGUCUACGCCUGGGCACCGGCCACGACGAACGAUGAUGUUAAGAAUGAGGAGGGCUUUGGGUGGAUCAUGUUGGAGUGGAGGAGCGGCGUGGACCUCGACGCGGAGUUCUCCACGCUCGAGGCCGAUGACAAGACACAGGUCCUGAAGCAGGUCGCUGCUAUUUUCAAGGCCAUUCAGGGAGCGACGCUGCCAGAGACCGUCACGAAAUUCGGCGGGCUCACGUUUGACGCUAGUGGACGCAUCAUGAGCGCGGAAGCACCUCGGUUCCAAUGUCAGCCCGUCGAGACAUACGCCCACUGGAGGGUCUUCAGACUGCGCAAGCAACUCGAGCAAGCGGCCAAAAGCCCCGUCAUUCAAGGCUGGAAAAGGAACAACGUGGACGCCAGGAUCGAGAAGUUUCUCGCCAGCGGCGGACCUGAGAAGGUUCUCCGUGGCGUGGACUUAAACCGCAAGAACUUGAUACACGGAGACUUUACCACGAACAACAUGCUGUUCGACAAGGCGACGAACAAAAUCACGGCCAUCCUCGACUUUGACUGGUCCUUUGUCUCCCAUCCCUUUGACGAGUUCACGUCCAGCCUCAGCGACCUCGGCGGCAAAGUCACCCUAGACGACGACGACGAGGUCGAGCGGGCUAUUCUCUCCGGCGACUUUUUCGCCGGCAUAGCAGAGGAGCCCAAAGAGAAGAAGGACAAGUGGCAACUGGCCAAGACGUUCAGCGCCGCGAUGCAGGAGGCGCGGGUGACGCGUCCGAGUGACAUGCUCGGCGGCGCGGACAAGAUUCGCGACCUGCUGCUGUUUCAGGGGAUGCUGUGCCCGUUUCGGUUGGGCAACGAGUUUAUGCUCAAGCAGCUUGAUGAUGCGAAGAAAGCGGAGCUGCGCGACGAGACGGAGGCGAGGUUAGUAAAGUGGCUCGAAAACCAUGGGUUCUAGGGACUGAGCUGAAGACUUAUAAUCAAGAUGUUAAUAUAAAUUAUAG
Purpureocillium takamizusanense is the source of this 1509-nucleotide messenger RNA. RefSeq lists its product as uncharacterized. Gene Ontology annotation, biological process: protein phosphorylation. The coding region runs from base 162 to 1463 and encodes 433 amino acids. NCBI's taxonomy places the organism in Eukaryota, Fungi, Ascomycota, Sordariomycetes, Hypocreales, Ophiocordycipitaceae. The record is from RefSeq and is a predicted model, not a curated record. Gene Ontology annotation, molecular function: protein kinase activity. The transcript is spliced from 3 exons.